Molecule: messenger RNA, 3306 nt
Organism: Sitophilus oryzae (rice weevil)
Lineage: Eukaryota; Metazoa; Arthropoda; Insecta; Coleoptera; Curculionidae
Exons: 5
Coding region: 1-3306 (1101 amino acids)
Molecular function (GO): nucleic acid binding
Source: RefSeq, a predicted model, not a curated record
AUGUCAGAUACUUCUAGCAUCGCCGAACCCAGCGAAUUCGAUACAGAUUCUGGUUCGGAUUUUCACUCGCCAACGGAUAACGAGUCCGAAAGCGAUUCUGGAGAAUCGACUAUGACUGCACCUGGUCUCAACGUAUGCUUUAUGCAAGAAAGACGUCGAGAAACUCUCUUAAGUGGACUGUUGCAUAAGGAAAAAGCUCCAUUGUUACAUAAAAAUAUAAAUGCAGGUGAAGGCUUCACUACGGGCGACGGCUGGAUCACCCCCUGGAAGCAAAGGCAUCCUGAAAAUCCCCUAGCUUUUAAAAACCUUAAUAGAGAUGCACUGCCAGUGUCCUAUCGGCCUCGGAGAGCAGCCUGGAUAGAUUUAGAGUUGUGCAAAGACUGGUUUUUCUCUCAGUUUGUACCUCAAGUACAAAAUCGUUUGAAAAAUAAAAAUCUCCCAUUAGAGAAUAGUAGACUUAGUGACGAUGGAUGUGAUGAAAGCGAUACAGAUGAUGAUGAUAGAUACGAUAUGAUGAAGACAAUCUUCCGCUUUCUGUCUUUAUUAAACCUACCAAAGGAGAAUAUACAGGGUGAGCUCGAAGAUGUUUUGCUAGAAACAGGUAGUUUAAACGCGGAUCAAGCAAGUGAGGAACGCGAAGAGUUUCAAGUUAGGUAUUUUAAAGCCAUUUCUGCCGCGAAAGAUUUAAUUUCCCAUCUCUCACAACCGGUUAAUCCAACAGCGCCGCUGUUUAACCCAUUUGCUGUACAACAGUUGCAGCCAAAUACUAAGUUACAAGCCAUAAAAAUACCGGAGUUUUCGGGGCAAUAUUCAGAAUGGCAGAGAUUUAGAGAUACAUUCACUGCCUUAGUACAUAACAACGGUACAUUACAAAACAUCGAAAAAUAUUACCAUCUUCAAUCCUGUCUGAAAGGUGAAGCUGCGCAAGUCAUUGCAUCUCUACCCCUUUCGGAUGCAAAUUAUGAAACAGCUUUUAACCUACUGUCGGAAAGAUAUGAUAAUAAAAAGGCAAUAAUUAACGCACAUCUUAAAGAAAUCUUUGAUCUACCAUCGUUACAAAAGGAAUCGCAUAUCACGUUACGCAAUUUCUUAGAUACGUUUUUAAAAAAUUUACGAGCCAUGGAAAGCUUAGGCGAAUCCAUCGAAAGUGCAAGCACAAUUUUAAUAUACUUUUUAAAUUCCAAACUGGAUUUUUCUACAAAACGCGAGUGGGAAAAUUUUAGUAAAGACAUAACUAAGCCCAAAAUUAACGACUUUUCCAAGUUUUUGACACAAAGAUGUCAGGUUUUAGAGGCUUUAGACACGAAAUCAAGCGGAAAUCUGGUAUGUCGACAAAAACAAAGUUUCCAAUCUUUUGAACAUUCUAGUCCUAUUUGUCAUAUAUGCAAUAAUAAACAUUUUAGAUAUGUAUGUCAGAAAUUUAAAUCUUUACCAGUGUCGUCUCGUUUUGAGGAGGUAAAGCGGUUAUUUCUUUGUACAAACUGUUUAAGAAAAGGACAUAGAAACUCUGAGUGUAGAUCAUCAGGUUGUAGGAUUUGCAAUGGUCGACAUUCAACCCUUUUACAUCAAUCAGGGGCGUCCACUUCAACAAAUGUUGAAAAACGCAACAACAGUAAUCCUUCAAACCCUAGACCUCAAACAAAUGUCAAUAUUUCACAAGUAUCUUCUGCAACAGACCAAGGUAAUAUGAAUCAGCGUAUCAAUAAUACUCCAAAUGAAACCCAAAAUUGUACAGUGUUGUCACAUUAUUCUCAAAAACUGUCCCAACCUUUUGUUUUAUUAGCGACAGCGCUAAUUCAUAUUUUUGACGCAAAUAAUACUCCCGUUUCAUGCCGAGUCUUACUGGAUAGCGGCUCACAAUCAAAUUUUAUAACCCGAGAAAUGGUAACACGAUUAAAGUUACGCACACGAAAUGUAAAUAUGCCAGUUUCUGGAAUAAACCAAAUUAAAACGACAAUCCAUGAACAAGUUAACACAACAAUCUCUUCUAUCCGCGAUACAUACAAAUCAAAUAUCUCAUGCUUAGUGAUUGAUAAAAUCAGCGAUUUCACACCACAAAUGUCGUUUGACAUAUCAAAUUUAAAAAUACCCGAUCUUCCACUCGCUGAUCCCGAUUUUAACGUCGCUUCGAACAUAGAUAUGCUUAUUGGAUCUUCGAUUUUUUAUAGUUUACUUACCCAAGGUCAAAUAAAAAUGGGAAAAGGUUUACCUGUCCUACAGAACAGCGUUCUUGGCUGGAUUGUAGCUGGCAACAUUCCCAUAAAUCAACACCAAUCAAAAUGUUUCUUCUUAAACACAGACGCUUGCCAAGAUGAUUUCAAUUUAAACUCACAAAUUGAAAGAUUUUGGAAAGUUGAGGAAGUUCCUGAGAUAGCUGAAAAAUCUUGGACUUCUGAAGAACGCGAGUGUGAACAGCAUUUUGUGAACACUUUCGUUAGAAACGACCAGGGUAGAUUUAUACUCAAACUACCAUUAAAAGGUAAUUUUUCGGUUCUUGGGGAUUCAGAAAACCGUGCUUUAAAUAGACUAUACUCCGUGGAACAAAGAUUGUCGAAAAACGAAAACUUAAAAAUACAAUAUAGCGAUUUUAUGCACGAAUAUGAAAAACUCGGUCACAUGAGACAAAUUUCAAGAGAUCAAGUGUCAUCAACACCGAUUUAUUAUUUACCUCACCAUAGUGUCAUUAAAUUAGAUAGUGUUACGACUAAAAUCAGGGUGGUGUUUGACGCUAGUGCUAAAACUACUUCAAAUAUAUCUUUAAUGGAUGGUCCGAUUUUACAAAAUGAGCUAUUUUCAGUUUUGUUAAGAUUUCGAAGACACACGACCGCAUUUAUUGGCGAUUUGACGAAAAUGUACCGCCAGAUAUUAAUACAUCCUGAACAUCAAAAUUUACAACGAAUAGUUUGGCGAGAAAAUCCACAAGAUGAAGUUAAAUAUUAUAAUUUACAAACGCUAACUUAUGGCGAAAAACCAGCUUCAUUUUUAGCUACGCGUUGUCUUAAACAAAUUGCAAUAGAAAAUAUCCAUGAAUACCCCACUGAAUGCGACAUAAUAAAUAAAGAUAUGUAUAUGGAUGACAUCUUAACAGGUGCUUCGGAUAGCACAGACUUAAUCAAAAUUCGCGAAAAUCUAUCUAACAUUUUGUUAAAAUACGGAUUUGAAAUACGGAAAUUUCAAUCUAACGAUGUUAAUUUUUUAAAUACUAUAUCGGCUACUUCGGAUACGCAGUACUUGAUCACGGAUGACUCAUCUACUAAAACGUUAGGCGUAUGCUGGAUUCCUUCUUUAGAUAUUUUUUCGGUAUAA